AUGGCGUGGACGGCGAGUCGUGUUGAGCGAGUUCUAAAUGGGAUUGCUUCACUCCACAUAAAGAGGGAUACCGACUGUGUGGAGCGUCUGCAACGAGAGAAUGAGCGAUUGAGUAAUGAAUUGGCUGAAAUGGAGCGGAUACACACUGCAGCAAUACAGGAUCUUUCUGAGAAGGGGUCAAAGAUGGAACAGCUGAUGCGGCAGCUUUUAUCCGAGCGAAGUCGCCUGACAGCGGAUUUGGCGCAGAUGCGUGAGGCAAAAAUUUCUCUUGAAAAGAGACUCAAUUUAAGGUUCUCCUCAACGGACGCUUUGAUGAAAGCUGAUCUGGCUGUGCAAACAGAUGCGUUGAGCCCGCUUGCUCUUUUCAACGAGCAGAGUACACAAAUGUUUCAGGAUUUGGGGAAUGUGGCUGUGCAAACAGAUGCAUUGAGCCCGCUUGCUCUUUUCAACGAGCAGAGUACACAGACGUUUCAGGAUUUGGGGAAUGUGGCUGUGCAAACUGAUGCAUUGAUCCCGCUUGCUCUUUUCAACGAGCAGAGUACACAGACGUUUCAGGAUUUGGGGAAUGUGGCUGUGCAAA
This is a messenger RNA of Trypanosoma rangeli, 580 nucleotides long. RefSeq lists its product as uncharacterized. Lineage: Eukaryota; Euglenozoa; Kinetoplastea; Trypanosomatida; Trypanosomatidae. The record is from RefSeq and is a predicted model, not a curated record. The transcript has a single exon. The annotation marks the transcript as partial.